AUGCCGUCCCUUACCCCCCUCCCCUUCCUCUUCCUCCCUCUAACAAUACUCGCCCUAACGAUCCCUUCCCUCAACGGCCCCGCCUACCUCUCCCCCUACCUUAACACCACCGUCAAAAACAUCACCGGGAUCGUAACCGCAAAAUCCGCUGAUGGAAUCUACAUCCGCUCGCCCAUCUCAGACAACGACAUCCGCACCUCGGACUCCAUCUACGUCUACAGUCGCACAAUCGGCAGCAACCUCACCCUCGGCGACACCAUCGUUGUCGGGGGAAAAGUGACGGAAUACCGCUCUAACAAAGACUACCUGUACCUCACACAACUCAGCAGCCCAGUCCUCGAGCGGAAGAUAAGUUCAGGCACACCGAUUCCACCGCGUGUGAUAGGGCUUAAUACACCGUUCCCCCCUACGGAAAAAUACAGUAGUCUGGACAAUGGUGGUAUUUUCGCUGUGCCCAACAACGCCAGUUUAAUCAGCACGGUAAACCCAACUCUACGCCCGCAAACCUACGGCCUGGAUUUCUGGGAGUCACUAACGGGUGAACUGGUAACGAUACGGCGACCCACUGUGCUCACGAAACCGAAUCAAUACGGCGAUACGUGGGUCGUUGGUGGGGACUGGAAAGCUACAGGACGGAAUAACCGCGGCGGUCUUACUAUGACAGCGCAAGACGCUAAUCCCGAGGCCAUUGUCAUCGGAACGCCGUUGGACGGUAGUAAGAACCCCACCGACUCCCGCAUGGGCGAUGAGAUUGAGGAUGUUACCGGGGUGGUGACAUAUGGGUUUGGGUUUUAUCGGAUUUUGCCUACGACAGGGGUGCGGGUUGUGAAGAAGAAGGAACCUGAGGUGCCGAAGAAGACGGGGUUGGUGUCGAGUGGGGGGUGUGAAGGGCUUACGGUUGGGGCGUAUAAUGUGGAGAAUCUGGCGCCGAAUUCUACACAUCAUGCCGGGUUGGCGAGGCAUGUGGUGGAGUUUAUGCGUAGUCCGGAUGUUAUUUUUGUGCAGGAGGUGCAGGAUGAUAAUGGGCCUACGAAUGAUGGAGUCGUAUCCGCGAACCUAACCCUCAAAACCCUCACAACAGCUAUAACCCUAGCCGGCGGACCAAACUACACCUUCACCGACAUCGCGCCCACCGACUCUCAAGACGGCGGCCAACCCGGCGGCAACAUCCGCGUCGCCUACCUCUACAACCCCAACCACGUCCGUCUCUACAAACCCAACCCAGGCGGUGCUCUCGAUGCCAACGAGGUACUUGCCGGUCCGGCGCUAAAGUACAACCCUGGACGUAUUGAACCUGCAAAUGAGGCUUGGACGGCGAGUCGGAAGCCGUUGGUUGCGCAGUGGGAGGUCAUUGGGAAGAAGCAGAAAAAUAAGCCUGAUGUUUUCUUCACUGUGAAUGUGCACUUUGGGUCAAAGGGGGGCAGUAGUAGUGUGCAUGGGGAUGCGCGGCCGCCUGUAAAUGGAGGUGUUGACGAUCGGCUUGAGCAAUCUCGUCUCACUGCAAACUUUAUCAAGGAGAGUACCGCCCGCAUCAUCACUGCAGGCGACUUCAACGAAUUUGCUUUCGUCGAGCCCCUUGAGGAGUACGCCACAAUAUCCGGACUCAAGGAUCUUGACGCCGUGGUCGGCAUUGACAAAGUCGAACGUUACACAUACAUGUUUGAUAUGAAUGCCCAACAGCUCGAUCACAUGUAUGUGUCGCCAUCGCUAGCCAAGAAGAGCAAGGCCGCUUAUGAGCACAUCCACGUCAACACGUGGCCUGAGUUUGCUGCUCAGGUCAGCGAUCACGACCCAUCCGUAGCCAAGCUGAACGUGUGCGCCUAG
Pyrenophora tritici-repentis Pt-1C-BFP is the source of this 1824-nucleotide messenger RNA. Lineage: Eukaryota; Fungi; Ascomycota; Dothideomycetes; Pleosporales; Pleosporaceae. The record is from RefSeq and is a predicted model, not a curated record.